Messenger RNA from Brugia pahangi, 654 nucleotides. NCBI's taxonomy places the organism in Eukaryota, Metazoa, Nematoda, Chromadorea, Rhabditida, Onchocercidae. The record is from the annotation of a GenBank genome assembly.
AUGCGCGUGAAUCAAACACGUAAGGGUGAAACAUAUUUGGAACACAAAAUUGAGCUCCUAGGGAAUGAUGGAAAAAUUCAAAAACGUGACCUUACGUUACUGCAACCAAAAAGAAUGCAUUUGCAGCCAGCUGAAAGUGAUAAAAAAUACAAUCGACCAAAAUGUAAGUUAACUUUAUAUGCUUCUGAUGGAUAUUUACUCCUGAUUAGAAUGAUGAAGAUUAUGCCGGAAGAUAAAAAUAUCGCUAUGAACAUUGUGCACGAAGAAACUCGAAUUUAUGAUAGUGAUAAUGUCAAUAUCAAUAGAGUACCGGAAGCUACCAGUACUACGAGAAAGACAAGGAAAACAAAAGCGAUCCAGAAAUUUUGUGAUCCAACUUAUGCAAAAUGCUAUAAUAGGACAAUACUAGCAAAAGACGCGAAUUACAAAAUGAUUGAUUUGAUCGAAUUAAGAUGCAAGGAGAGUAGCAAAGAGCCAAAUAAAAAAUUAAUUGCAACCUCUAAUGGUCACCACAACAAAAAAGACAUGAAAUCAGCUGAAACUAAAAAUUGCGACUUCAAACAAUUAGUUGGUUAUGGUGAAGGAUUAUUAACCAUUGAAACUAUUUUGGAUUUAUUAGCAGUGACGAAAUUAAAGGUUUUAGUUAUAGCCUAA